AUGAAGCGAGCCGGGGCGCUGCGGCAGGUCUCCGACUUCAGUGACUUUGUGAGUGGGCGACGCCUGCGGGAGCUGCUGAGCCAGCGUGGGCCGGGCGAGGCACCCCGCCACGUCCAAACCAGCCCAGAUGGGCAGCACCUCCUGCUGCUCCUGCGUGGUCGGCCGGUGCUCCAGCCGCAGGUGCUCACCUUCCAGCGCCUGGGCACCGGCGCAGGGGACCUGGAGAGGAGCUGGCAGCCGCCCCAGCCCCCCAUCACGGGGCUGCUCUUCCUGCAGAGCCCCGCAGCGCUGACCUCCUGGGUGCUGGCCGUCGUCUGGGAGCAGGGCAGGACAGAGGUCUGGGGGUUCGCGCCAGUGCUGGGCUGGCAGCUGCAGCAGACCCUGGAGCUGUGCCAUGGGGCCCGGGCUCGCGUCGUUUCCAUCUGCAGUCAGGGGAGCAGCCUGGUCUGGUGUGAGGAGAGGCCCCCCUCGGACGCUCAUCUGGACCCAGGCAGGGGGGCCUUCAGGUACUGCAUCUGCACCAGGGCUCUGGAGGUGGGGGAGCAGGGGGCACACCUGGGCGCCAUGAGGAUAGUGGUGCACAAUAGCCCCCAGUACCAAGUCCUGGCCUCACCCCAGCACGUCUUCCUGGUGCCCACCGGUGCCACCUUUGCCAGCGUCUCCACGUUCCUGCUCAUCUGGUGCCCCCGGGAGGCUAAAGUCACCAUUGUGGCCCCGUCUGGCAGGUUCGUCCACAGUGAAGUCCUGCACUCCAGUGACUUCAAGAAGCUCGUGUUUGGGUCCGUGGGUCUCCUGCUGUCCGUGGCGCCUCUGGACAUUCAUACUUGUGCCCUGUCCAGCUGCGGGGGGCUCUUGCUGCUCAGCACACAAGGCACAGUGCAUCUGGUUCAGCCAGACGGGACCUGGAGACACGUCUGUGAUCUGGGGGGCAGCUGCCUGGCCCAAGGAGACCCCGUGCAGCUGAAGGCCUUUGGCAGCACCCUGACCUGUGUGCUGGCGGGGGUCUUGUAUCUCAUUGACUUGACCAGUGGGAGGCUGAUUGAGAAAAAACUCCUGAGCACCAGAGAGGUGCAUUUCCUGGAGUCCCCAAGCAGGGAGGAGGAGAUCCAGCUCCUCACCCCAACCGGUAUCUAUUGCUUCAGCUUCUCCAGCCCGGAGGAGGGUGGGAGGCCUGAGCCCACCCUGGUGGAGAUGGUCUUUGAGGAAGCCUGCAAGUACUACCAAAGGCGGAGCCUCAGCAGCUCCCAGCUGACGGUGGAGAAGCUGAAGAAGGGGGAGAUGUUCCAGGCACCCAUUGCUCUCUCCUCCAUCCUGCAGCACAGCCUCCCCCGUAAGGAGAGGGCAGCCAAGGGCCUCCCGGAGACCUACGCCAAACUGGUGAGCACCCUGAGCAUGGAUCUCCAGAGCUACCUGAGCCUGGAGCUUCUCAAGUCCUGCAUCGUGGGCGCUUCGGAGAGCGAAGUCGACAGGUGCUGCGAGGAGCUGGUGGAGCAGGAGGUCAGCCGCCUCCUGCGCUUGGACUUGGACAGGGAGAACCUGGCCUAUCUGAACAGUGUCUUCAAUUCCUUCCCCAAGGCCUCCUGGAAAGCCAUCCGGAGCAGCCUGCAGCUGCAGCAGAAUGGAGACGGGCUCUUGGUGGCCAGGGCCACCUCCGACCUCUGGAAGAAGGUCUUGGGGGGGCCAGUCCCUAACUGGUCCCAGCAGGAGGAGAUGGGCCUCAAUGGGGUGGUCCCGCUCUUCGAGCUCAUCUGCGGCUCCCUGCACAGGUUCAAACCCAAGUGGCUGCCCAGCUUUGUGGAGCUGACCCAGCAGUACGUUGGGGCCUCCUGGACGUACAGCACCCAAGAGGGCCCCGAGGGCGGGGGGCCCCUCUACAAGAGAGCACUGGCCGUUCUCGACAGGCAGCGCCACCGCACGGCCAGCGACUGCGAGCUGGAGAUCGAGCUGCUGCUGGGCAGCGCGCGGCCCAAAGCCGUCCUGCAAGCCGUGCAGCUGCUCAUCCGCCUCCGCCGGUGGCAGCGGGUGGUGGAGGCGGCCGAGAAGUUUUCCAAGCUCAGCCCGCUGCUCAACAAGGAGAUCUUCACCACCCUCCUGGCGCAGUUUGCCCAGCACAGGGACCUGGACCCGUACCUGGCCGCCCUGUGGGAGCUGUGCCCUGCAGACCUGACCGUCUCGGACAUUCUCAGCAUCGUCCUGCAGCACCUCCCCAGCUCGGAGGGCGACCCUGCUCCCUUCUGUGCCGGGGGGGCCCCGCUGACCCUGGCCUUGCUGAAGCCGCUGUUGCACAAGGUGGCACAGCACCAGUGCACUCAGGACGAAUUCUAUGCCGACAUCUUGCAGGGCCCUCCGUUCCCACCGCCUGCUCCGCCGAGACAGCACAGGGCUGGCCCCAAGGCAGCCCCAGAAAUGCUGCAGCAGGCGGGAGCGUGCAGGACUCCUUUCCCGGGCUGUAACCUGAGCGACGCUGUAUGA
Molecule: messenger RNA, 2472 nt
Organism: Emys orbicularis (European pond turtle)
Lineage: Eukaryota; Metazoa; Chordata; Testudines; Emydidae
Gene: HPS6
Product: HPS6 biogenesis of lysosomal organelles complex 2 subunit 3
Exons: 1
Coding region: 1-2472 (823 amino acids)
Biological process (GO): lysosome localization; protein localization to membrane; organelle organization
Cellular component (GO): BLOC-2 complex; lysosomal membrane
Source: RefSeq, a predicted model, not a curated record